Messenger RNA from Spea bombifrons (plains spadefoot toad), 1255 nucleotides. Its product is annotated as fructose-1,6-bisphosphatase 1-like. Bases 100 to 1116 code for a protein of 338 amino acids. Gene Ontology annotation, cellular component: cytoplasm; cytosol. The record is from RefSeq and is a predicted model, not a curated record. Gene Ontology annotation, molecular function: fructose 1,6-bisphosphate 1-phosphatase activity. NCBI's taxonomy places the organism in Eukaryota, Metazoa, Chordata, Amphibia, Anura, Pelobatidae. The transcript has 7 exons. Gene Ontology annotation, biological process: sucrose biosynthetic process; gluconeogenesis; fructose 6-phosphate metabolic process.
AAGGUGGCACAGGGCAGACGCUGCGCUGACCCGUCCAUCUAGCAGCCCAGACACAACAGCUACCCCGUUCCUGCUCGUGUGUAUCCUGCAGCGGUCAUCAUGUCGGACCAGGCCCCCUUUGACACCGAUGUCAUCACCCUUACCCGAUUUGUCAUGGACGAAGGCAGGAAAGCCAAGGGAACCGGAGAGAUGACCCAGCUCCUUAAUGCCAUGUGCACGGCUGUCAAAGCCAUCUCCUCGGCGGUGCGCAAGGCUGGGCUGGCCAACCUCUAUGGCAUCGCUGGAUCCACAAAUGUGACAGGAGAUCAAGUGAAAAAACUGGAUGUCCUCUCCAACGACCUGGUGAUCAACACCUUGAAGGCGUCAUAUAGUUCCUGUGUCUUGGUAUCAGAAGAAGACCAGCAUGCCAUCAUUGUGGAGCCUGAGAAAAGGGGUAAAUAUGUUGUAUGCUUUGAUCCCCUCGACGGUUCAUCGAACAUUGACUGUCUUGCUUCUAUUGGCACAAUCUUUGCCAUCUACAAAAAGACUACUGACAGUGAGCCAUGUGAGAAAGAUGCCUUGCAGUCCGGCCGUAACAUAAUCGCAGCUGGCUACGCGUUAUAUGGCAGUGCAACUAUGAUGGUGCUGGCUACUGAAUGCGGUGUCAACUGCUUCAUGCUAGACCCUGCAAUUGGUGAAUUCAUUUUGGUAAACAAAAAUGUUAAAAUAAAACAGAAGGGCAAUAUCUACAGUCUCAACGAAGGCUACGCCAAAUAUUUUGAUGGAGCGGUUACUGAAUACCUGCAAAAGAAGAAAUUCCCUGAAGAUGGAAGUUCACCUUAUGGAGGAAGAUAUGUGGGUUCAAUGGUUGCUGAUGUGCACCGGACAUUGGUCUAUGGAGGAAUCUUUCUGUACCCUGCUAAUGUGAAGAGUCCCAAAGGAAAGUUGAGGCUUCUGUAUGAGUGCAACCCAAUGGCCUACAUCAUGGAGAAGGCUGGAGGAAUGGCAACCACAGGACUAGAGCCAGUGCUGGAUGUGGUUCCUGACUCCAUUCACCAGCGGAUGCCCAUAGCACUGGGUUCACCAGAUGAUGUGCAGGAAUAUAUUGAGCUUUUCAAAAAGCAUGCCAAAAAAUGAGGAACAGAUGCAUACAGUUCCCUCUAAACUGGACCAAAGAAUCUCUUUUCAUUUAGCUGCUUUCAACAUCAUCAGGAAUCUUUAUUACUUUUAUAGGCAAUGUUGGGUGUGAAACCACAAAAUAAAUUUUUUAUAUUAA